GGAAUUCAUCCCAUCCCCACGGAUAGAAAGACACAUCAAGGCUGAGUGAAUUAGCGUGACACUAUUGUAUCAGCCGCGCCGAAAACAUCUCGUGAGUGUAGCAUGAGGAGUACUUCGCCGUCGAUAUUUCGAUCUCCAGACAUCCACCUCAUGAAACAUUCAGGUGAAAGAAGUUAAUGGCUAUGCUAAUGACGAGGCAUAGAGAAAGGCACUAUUAUUCUAGGUGGCCACCACAGGAGUCAUGAGUAUGAGAAAUGAAGGUAGUAUAAAUUACGGACAAGUACAGAAUAUGAUGAGUUUAGAUAUCACGUUCAGAUCACAAAGAAUUCAAGUUAACUAACAACAAACACUGCCCCCAGAGUACCGUGUUGGUUCAACUCUAAAAUGAAGUAAAGUGUGGAGAAUAUCCAAACUAACUUACAAAAUCAUUACCAUCAUCCAAAGAGGAAAAAAGGGGGAAAGGCAAACACGUACCAACUCGGACACAUAUUUGUUUGCCAUCCACAUUAGACUCUGAACUAAGACAGACAGUUAAAUCUGAGUCUUGCUGAGCAACCAACUGACACAAUGCCAUAUAUGACUAGGGGUUCUUCCUAUUCCUCCUCGACUUUAUCGACUUCCUCAACUUCCACAACUUCCUCCCUCUCUAAUUUAAACACCCCAGAUUACACAAGUCAACGCCGAUACGCUAGAUGCAGACACGAGCAAAACUUCACCAUGAGCCAUAAUCCUUUUAACACAGGCCCGAGCCAAUCUCAGCAGCUCCGCCUAACUCCCGAAGGAACGGGUCGCUCCUCUUCCAAUCGGAGUCGUUCCCCCUCCGGAUUCUCACUGCGUCGGAGCCUUAGCGGCCGCAGCCAGAAUGAUUCCGGCGAGCGCCAAGGCCGUGCCUCUAUAUUCACCGGGCUGUUCUCCAGCUCGCGCAGCCAUAGACAGCAAAGCCCUCCCCCGCCGUACUCCCCGAGUGAGGCGACGGACGGGCCUAUCGCAGUAUCUGAACUCCCCGCCUCAACACCCCAAACAGUGCUAGACGACCAAUACGCCUUCCUAAAAGAAUUCAACACAAUCUUCCUAAUCGACGACUCGCUCUCCAUGAAAGCCGAGCGUCGAUGGGAAGAGACGCAGAAAGCAAUCUCAGCCAUCCUACCAAUCUGCAUGGAACACGACGAGGACGGGGUAGACGUGUACUUCCUGAACCACCGGACCACCGACCGGGGCGACUCCUCCCGCGGCGCCGUCGGGUCCGGAUACCGGGGCGUGCGGGAGCCGCGCGUCGUGCACAACAUGUUCAAGUUCGUGCGGCCGAGCCUCGCGACGCCCACCGGGCUGCGCCUCGACCAUAUCCUGCGCGCAUACCUGAAGAACUACGAGGCCCUGGUGAAGGCCUCAGGCGGGGACGUGUACUGCGUGCGACCAAUCAACAUCAUCGUGAUCACCGACGGACAGCCCACGGACGAGCCCGGCGAAGUGAUCGCGCAAGCCGCGCGGCGACUCGACGAGAUGCGCGCCCCGCCGCACCAGAUCGGGAUCCAGUUUUUCCAAGUCGGGCGCGACCCAAACGCUACGCUGGCGUUGAGGGAGCUGGAUGAUGAGUUGUGUCGGAGAGAGAGUAUAAGGGAUAUGGUUGAUACGGCGACGUUUAAUGCGGCGAAUAAGGCGGACCAGCCUACGCUUACUGCGGAUGGGAUUUUGAAGGUUGUGCUGGGCGCGGUGAAGAGGAAGUUGGAUCGGAAGGUUUUGGUGAGGGUUGAUGGGCCGGGGAAUUAGGGGGG
This is a messenger RNA of Annulohypoxylon maeteangense, 1772 nucleotides long. RefSeq lists its product as uncharacterized. The transcript has 2 exons. The coding region runs from base 568 to 1767 and encodes 399 amino acids. Lineage: Eukaryota; Fungi; Ascomycota; Sordariomycetes; Xylariales; Hypoxylaceae. The record is from RefSeq and is a predicted model, not a curated record.